UGAGGAGGCUGCGGGAGCAGAGCAGGAGAGCGGCAGCUCGCGCGCGCGCGCCCCCAAUCCCUGCCGCAGCCGGAGCCCGCCGCUUGCAUCCCAAGGAGGAGCUUUGAAGGUUUGUCAGGGCGGACAAGAUGGUUCUGAAGACAGAGCUCUGCCGUUUCAGUGGUGCCAAGAUAUACCCCGGGAAGGGUAUCAGAUUCAUCCGUUCAGACUCUCAAGUCUUCCUUUUCUCCAACUCAAAGUGCAAGCGCUACUUCCACAACCGUCUCAGGCCUGCUAAGCUCACAUGGACGGCCAUGUUCAGGAAGCAGCACAAGAAGGAUAUUCAUGCUGAGGCUGCAAAGAAGAGACGCCGCACCACCAAGAGGCCGUAUUCCAGGUCAAUUGUAGGUGCUUCGCUUGAAGUUAUCCAGAAGAAGAGAGCUGAGAAGCCGGAGGUCCGUGAUGCAGCAAGGGAAGCAGCUCUACGUGAGAUCAAGGAACGCAUCAAGAAGACCAAGGAUGAGAAGAGAGCUAAGAAGGUGGAGGUGACGAAAUCCCAGAAGACUGCCGGAAGAGGCAAUGCCCCCAAACCCGGGAAGGCCCCUAAGCUUGGCGGUGGCGGCGGGAAGCGCUAGAUGACGUUGCUGCCGAUCAGCGUUAAAUUUUGAACUAGUUACAUGAUGUCUUACCCCGUAUCUUUAGGAAGUUUUUUGCCCAAACCUGCUGGUGCUGUUGGUAUGCAGCAUCUGGGUCACAAUCAGUGUGAAGAUUGUUUUAUUUUUAUCUGAUCAAUGUGAAGAUUGUUUUAUGCUUA
Messenger RNA from Hordeum vulgare subsp. vulgare (domesticated barley), 793 nucleotides. Its product is annotated as 60S ribosomal protein L24-like. Gene Ontology annotation, molecular function: structural constituent of ribosome; mRNA binding. The transcript is spliced from 6 exons. The record is from RefSeq and is a predicted model, not a curated record. The coding region runs from base 129 to 614 and encodes 161 amino acids. Lineage: Eukaryota; Viridiplantae; Streptophyta; Magnoliopsida; Poales; Poaceae. Gene Ontology annotation, cellular component: cytosolic large ribosomal subunit. Gene Ontology annotation, biological process: cytoplasmic translation.